ACUCGCGGAGCCUCUGGUGACUGGUCAUGGUGGUCGGUGGAGGGUAAAAACGAAAUUGUAUCAUCCUUCUUAGGCUCACAGUAGGCGCUGGGGCUUGGGCCUGCAAUCCUGCAUUCUGCAACUUCAAGUCUGCAACAGUGUAACUGGCCACUGCAAUGGCAAUUGGCAUUUGGCAAGCGCUCGCGUAGUCGCGUAUGUAUCUUCGUACGGAUUGGAUAUAUUUGGUAAUAAUGUCUCCAGAGGGCAGAGGCCCAGUGCAGAGGCCCAGUGCAGUCUCUUUUUUUUUAACCAAAUAAAAGUGAUAAAUAGCUUUAUGACUGUCCGACAAAGCUAUUCAUUCCACAGUCCACACUCCACACUGGUUUGUAUCUGGACAGACACAUACACACUACACAAGUAGAUUCCUUUGAAUAAUCAAUAAUGAAUGCGCUACGUACCGUGGCCAGGACGGCGUUUGCCCAUCGUCCUCUGGUUUCUCAGCUGCGCACAGCUGCACCCGCUACCAGCAUGAUGAGCCGGUUCUUCCACGCAACACAAGCGCCAAAAGCGGAGGCCCCGCCGUUGUCGCAGAAGACCAUUGACAUAGUAAAGAGCUGUGCCCCCGUCCUAGAGGUACAUGGAUACGACAUUGCCGCAAACAUGUACAAGAGAAUGUUUGCCAACCACCCAGAGGUCGCUGAGCUAUUUAACCCCUCGCAUCAAGUGCCCAAUAAGGACGGAAAGGCUAUGCAGCCAUGGGGACUGAGUUGUGCCGUACACGCUUACGCACUCUACAUUGACGACCUGGGCAUGCUGGCCGAAGCCGUUGAACGCAUUGCACAGAAGCACGUGAGUCUAGACGUACUGCCCGAACACUAUGGCAUUGUAGGGGAGAACCUACUGUGGUCUAUCAAGGACACAUUGGGGGACGCAGCUACGCCUGAGAUCAUGGCUGCAUGGGAAGAAGCGUAUGGUUUCUUGGCGUGGGUGUUCAUUCAGCGAGAGGAGACCUUGAUGGCUGAGAAGGCCAACCAACCUGGUGGCUGGCGUCACUGGCGAAACUUUGUAGUGGACCUCAAGAAGCGAGAGAGCGGCAACAUCAUGUCACUCAUACUAAAGCCCGAGGAUGGGGGGCCUGUGGUCAAGUACGAACCAGGACAGUACAUUGGCAUUCGCAUUGAGAAUGGAGACCAUGCCACACAGCGCAACUACUCGCUUUCCAGUGCACCCCGUGACGACUACUACCGCCUCUCUAUAAAGCGUGAAGAAGCUCACGGUCUGUGUCCUGCUGGUUACGCAUCCAACUGGGUGCAUGACAAGCUGCAAGAGGGCGACAUUGUUAAACUGUCCGUCCCGUCCGGAGACUUCUUCCUUAAGGAAGGUAGUGACAAACCCAUUGUGCUGCUGUCGGGUGGGGUAGGUAUCACCCCCAUUGUGGCUAUGCUGGAUCAUCUGGUGGAGAAUAAGUUCAACAAUCACGUCACAAUGUUCAGCGCUGUGCGUAACGCGGGCGUCGAGGCAUGGCACAAACAUAUCGAGGAGAUUGGUAGCCGCGAGAUGAACGUGCGCGUACACUUCCUCUAUGACGAGCCACCAAAUGAUUCCUAUCCCAAGGGCCCUAUCACAAUCGAUCACCUGAAGAGAGCCCUUACCAGUAAAGACCAGGAGUUCUACUUCUGUGGCCCACAACCCUUCAUGAAACAGAUCUACAACGGCCUUACGGAGUGGGGUGUUCCUGAGAAACAGAUACACUUUGAGUUCUUUGGGCCAACGCAAGCGAUGCAGGCGUAAUAUAGCCAGCUCAAUAAAAAUAAUAAACAAUGAAUACUCAUCCA
This is a messenger RNA of Sphaeroforma arctica JP610, 1814 nucleotides long. RefSeq lists its product as hypothetical. Gene Ontology annotation, cellular component: intracellular anatomical structure. The record is from RefSeq and is a predicted model, not a curated record. Gene Ontology annotation, biological process: cellular response to nitrosative stress; nitric oxide catabolic process. The transcript has 7 exons. Gene Ontology annotation, molecular function: oxygen binding; FAD binding; nitric oxide dioxygenase [NAD(P)H] activity. NCBI's taxonomy places the organism in Eukaryota, Ichthyosporea, Ichthyophonida. Bases 421 to 1770 code for a protein of 449 amino acids.